Setaria italica (foxtail millet) is the source of this 871-nucleotide messenger RNA. RefSeq names its product probable calcium-binding protein CML14. Lineage: Eukaryota; Viridiplantae; Streptophyta; Magnoliopsida; Poales; Poaceae. Gene Ontology annotation, molecular function: calcium ion binding; enzyme regulator activity. The transcript has a single exon. The record is from RefSeq and is a predicted model, not a curated record. Bases 134 to 685 code for a protein of 183 amino acids.
CGUCUUCCCGGUAGAUUCGCCCGGCCUCCAUAAAUAACCCGGUCAGCCCUCUCGCUCUCGGUCACCAUCUCCUCCUCCUCAUCCACCUGCACGAACCCCAAAGAUUCCAGCAGCCAGCUACCACAUACCAGGGAUGACAAGGUCAGCACCGGCGGCGGCGGCGGCCUCCGUUCCGGCGACGAAGCAGCAGCAGCAGCCGCCGCAUCACGCGGUGCUGCGGGGCAGCCAGCUGAAGCAGCUCCGCGAGAUCUUCCGGCGGUUCGACAUGGACGGCGACGGCAGCCUGACGCAGCUGGAGCUGGCGGCGCUGCUGCGGUCGCUGGGCCUGCGCCCGACAGGGGAGGAGGUGCGCGCGCUGCUGGCGGGGAUGGACGCCGACGGCAACGGCGCCGUGGAGUUCGAGGAGCUGGCGGCGGCCAUCGCGCCGCUGCUCACCACGCAGACGCACCUCGUGGACCAGGACCAGCUGCUGGAGGUGUUCCGCGCCUUCGACCGCGACGGCAAUGGCUACAUCUCCGCCGCCGAGCUGGCGAGAUCCAUGGCGCGCCUGGGACAGCCGCUCACCUUCGAGGAGCUCACGCGGAUGAUGCGCGACGCCGACGCGGACGGCGACGGCGUCAUCAGCUUCCAGGAGUUCGCCGCCGUCAUGGCCAAGUCCGCGCUCGACUUCCUCGGCGUCGCCUGAUCUUUCUCACCAACCAACUCCAUGCCGCCGCCCGCCCGUCCGCCCGCCGUUGAUUAGUAGUUAUCUCCAUUCUUAGGAUGCUCUGCUCAACUCGAUCUAGCUAGGAUGACAAGAUCAGCGAUGUAACUCAUGGAUGAUGAUGGCUGUUAACAUGAACGAACGAAAUGUGUACAUAUUUUUGACAAA